AUGAUGCAGUUUGUCGCCCAUGAGUUCUCGAUGUCCAUCUUGAAAGCCUUUCGUGAAGAGAAAUUGCAAGCCGUAGACAACUUCCUCUUCUUGCUUUGGGACGGAUGCGAUGAAGGUAGUGACGGUAAGCGUGAAGGCAGACCCGCGCGUUUUGGUAAGACUGAGAAAAUUGGCGACUCUUUGGUGACUGUUGGAUCUUUGGUCGCCGGCAAUUCCUUGGUGCCUUGUGAGGAGCUGCGCAAGACCGGUGCAUAG
Puccinia triticina is the source of this 255-nucleotide messenger RNA. RefSeq lists its product as uncharacterized. The record is from RefSeq and is a predicted model, not a curated record. Lineage: Eukaryota; Fungi; Basidiomycota; Pucciniomycetes; Pucciniales; Pucciniaceae. The coding region runs from base 1 to 255 and encodes 84 amino acids. The transcript has 2 exons.